AUGUCAAUGGAUGGUUGGCCCUCAGUGAGAGAUGUACCACUGCAGCCGAAGAUUGCAAGCAAUGUUUUGGAGCAGACAAACCUGGGUCCGAUUCCAGAAGCAACCAUUUUGCUCCAAACCCCCCAUGGUCUGACUACAUACGACGAGUCGUUGAAGAAGCUUGACAAGCUAGACUUCCUGACUGCCGCUAAAAUGCUCUUCACUGACCCGCCCAAGAAAAAGAAAUUUGGGCUUGAUUUCCACCUGGUACAACUAUUCUUUGCUUGUAUGCCUUCCUUGGCUGUAUAUCUGGUAGCUCAAUAUGCUCGCUAUGAUAUGAGAAAAAUGGAAGCAGAACUGGAGCAGAAAAAGAAGAAACAAGAAGAAGAGAAAGUGGAAGAAAUAGAACUAAAUGCUACUAAAGAAAAAGAAGCAAGAUCGGUUCCGGAGCUUUCGGAGGUGAGAGAGAGAUUAGAAAAACUUGAAGAAACUGUGAAGGGAAUUGCGGCUGAGACGAAGAAACAAACCGUCAAUGGCCAAGCAAAAGGCCAUGAAGGUGACAGUGCAAAGAAAAGUUUUGGAACUGAGGCAAGUACCCUGAGUAGUUCAGAAUCUAGCAAGCCAGUUGAGAAAGACCCCCUCAAACAGGAUUCUGUAGGGCCAAGGCCAGCUGCAAGCAAGGAUAGAUUAACAGUGGCAGCAACAGUUCCUAAUGCUUCUCCAGAGGGCAACAUCCAAGAUGGCGGGCCUUCUCAAGAUGCUAAAAGAUGAAGAAAAUUUGUUACAGUGCUUCAUUGUCUGAUUUUUUGAGUAGCAUAGGCAACAGGGAAGGGAACACAAUUAUUGAACGGUUUGAAUUGAUGCAUAGGUUUGCUUGAACUUCAAUGUACUUGCUUGUUCAGUCUUUCUGCUUGCAAGGUGGGAGAAA
Rosa chinensis is the source of this 907-nucleotide messenger RNA. RefSeq lists its product as uncharacterized. The transcript has 5 exons. Lineage: Eukaryota; Viridiplantae; Streptophyta; Magnoliopsida; Rosales; Rosaceae. Bases 1 to 750 code for a protein of 249 amino acids. The record is from RefSeq and is a predicted model, not a curated record.